GGAGCCCAAAGCAGAGGUCCUACUACUCUCAUUUUCUCAAGUCUCAAGUGACUUAUGCCUUUGUUUUUUUUCCCCGGAAUUCCAUCCAUUUUUUCAAAGACCAAAAGUCGCCAAGCAACUGCCCGCGGGAGCUCUAUAUAAAGCAAGCAAACCAACCCCAUCCUACACUACCUCACACGCCUCUCGCGCUGCUCAAUCUCCCACACUGCUCGGCAGCUUAGCUAGCUCGCGGCUCGCUUGAUCACGCCAUUUUUCUUCGAUUCGAUCGAUCUCCUGGUGUGCCAGCCAUGGCGAGAAUGCUCCUUGAGGCGGCCGCCUCCGGCUCGGUGGAGGACUCACUCAACUCGGACCUCGUCGUCAUCCUCGCCGGGCUGCUCUGCGCGCUCAUCUGCGUCCUCGGCCUCGGCCUCGUCGCCCGGUGCGCGUGCACGCGCCGCUGGGCGCGGGCCGCCGGCGGCGGGACAGCGGCUGGCGGCGGCGGCGGUGGCGCCGCCGCGGCGAACAAGGGCGUCAAGAAGGAGGUGCUGCGGUCGCUCCCGACCGUGACGUACGUCUCCGACGGCGGCGGCGGCGAGGCGGAGGAGUGCGCCAUCUGCCUCGUGGAGUUCGAGGACGGGCAGGCCGUGCGCGUGCUGCCGCAGUGCGACCACCGCUUCCACGCCGCCUGCAUCGACACGUGGCUGCGCGCGCACUCGUCGUGCCCGUCGUGCCGCCGCGUGCUCGUCGCCGCCGAGAUGCCCCCCGGCGAGCGGUGCGGCCGCUGCGGCGCGCGCUCCGGCGGCCGCGGCAUCGGCGCGCUGCUCUUGAAUUACUGGAAGGCGCCGGCCUGCGACGCCGAGGGGCCAGAGUUGGCGUAGUGGCAUGCGCACUAACUCUGCGUCUGUCUGGUCUUUAACCAAGAUGGGAAAAAAAGAAGACAUCAUUAGACAGACAUUAACCAGUGUGCAACCUCAUUGGUUAAUCUCUAUUGAUUUCUUUUCUUUCUUCCCUUUUCUUGGUUUUCAUUUAGCCUUGUAGAUUCCAUUCUUUUUUAGGUUUUGCCUGUGAGUACCAGUGAGUAGUGUGACUAGCUAGCAAUGGUGAGCAUUUGGUAGCAUCAGCUACCAGGAUGUAUGUAAGCACCGAUUUGUUGGGGGGAAAUGUGUGAAAAAUUGCUGUAACUUAUUUGCACAUAUAUUGGAAUUUUAUACGCAGUUAUCUUUAACUGCGAUGUUGAAUCCAAAUUUGGUACUGCUGGUAA
Oryza sativa Japonica Group (Japanese rice) is the source of this 1240-nucleotide messenger RNA. Its product is annotated as RING-H2 finger protein ATL80. NCBI's taxonomy places the organism in Eukaryota, Viridiplantae, Streptophyta, Magnoliopsida, Poales, Poaceae. The record is from RefSeq and is a predicted model, not a curated record.